AUGACGGUCAUGACAACCUCUCCGCUGACCACCAGCGGUAGCUCCGCUCCGCGGCACCACCAGCCGCUCGAAACCAUCCUGACCGACAAACCCUCUCAAAAGCUCAUCCACACCCUCUCCCUCCGGUUGCGACGAAACCAGAUCUCCGGUCCGGAAGCCGUCGCAUCAACCACCGCCAAAGCGCUGCGCAGCGUCGUCUCCUCCGCGCGCUACAGCAGCAUGCAAGAUCUUAUCGACAUCAUCAAGUGUGCGGGACGGUAUCUGCAACUCUCGCAACCGGCCGAACAGACCAUUGGCAACAUCACACGACGCGUAGUGCACCUCUUGCGCGAGGAGGCAAAAGCGGCACUUCUCGAGGCGCAGGAGAAGGAAGGUGGGGGUAGUCUCAGCGGUUCCGUCGGCGACCUGUCGAGCUUCGCACCCGAAAGCCCCGUACCUCCAGUGCAGCAGCAGACGAGAGAGUUGACGCCAGCAGCGAGGCCAGGUCCAUACCCGCUGCGCGUCGCCGCGGAGGGAGGACACGGCUCGUCGGCCUUCGUACACGGUAGCUUUUCGAUUUCGGAUCUUGUUGCUGCCGGUGCGAUGGCGAGCUCGUCGAGCAGUCUGGCGCACACGCCAAAUGACGGGAGCUACGCGGGGACGCCACGCGCCUCGUUGUCGCGCAAGGGGUCUGGGACGUUUGAUCAUAGUCUGGCACAGAUCUCGCAACAGAUGAGCGGGGUGAGUCUCGCCGAGGAUGCGGCGGGCGAGGCGGAGGCCGAGGAGGAGAUGGGUCGCGUAAGCGGUUUGGCCACGCAGGAGCUUGAUGACGAGGACGAAUCUGACGAUGACGAUGACGACGAUGAGGACGAGGAGGAUGACGGAAAGCUUGUGACGGGGAAAAAGUCGGCGGGUGCGUACUUCUUGAAACCGCUGCUGAUCCAAGCGAUUCAGGAUCUCAUCGACGAGCUCGAGACGGUGGACGACAAUAUCUCGAAGGUCUCGCGCGAUCACAUUCAUUCCGGCGAGGUCAUCCUGACUCUCGGCUCCUCGGCGACGGUGCAGGGGUUCUUCACUGCGGCUGCCAAGGAUCGCAAGUUCACAGUCAUCGUUCCCGAGUCGGCGCCUUCGUACAGCGGUCACUCGCUCGCGCGGUCACUGACGGCAGCGGGUAUUUCGGUAUUGCUCAUCCCGGACAGCUCGAUCUUUGCCAUGAUGCCGCGCGUCUCCAAGGUCGUCCUCGGCGCUCAUGCCGUUCUUGCCAACGGAGGCGUGAUCUCCGCCGCAGGUAGCUACGCAACCGCUCUAGCAGCUCAACAGCACAGCACGCCGGUCAUGAUCCUCACGGGAGUGUACAAGAUCUGUCCAGAGUGGUCGAGCAUUCAGAACUUCGCCCAGGCCAGCGGCUCCGUCGGCAGCUUGGGUCCAGCAGCGCUGCUCGACUUUGCCAACAGCAGCAGCGUCGUAGAGCGCGCAGAGGUCGUCAGCAAUGCCUUCGACUAUGUCAGCCCUGGACUGGUCGAUGUCUUCAUCACGAAUGUCGGCGAACAUCCGCCGAGCUACGUGUAUAGGUUGGUCAAGGAGAAUUAUCAUCAGGACGAUAUCGUGCUAUGA
Molecule: messenger RNA, 1593 nt
Organism: Kalmanozyma brasiliensis GHG001
Lineage: Eukaryota; Fungi; Basidiomycota; Ustilaginomycetes; Ustilaginales
Product: Initiation factor 2B-related
Exons: 1
Coding region: 1-1593 (530 amino acids)
Biological process (GO): translational initiation
Cellular component (GO): eukaryotic translation initiation factor 2B complex
Molecular function (GO): translation initiation factor activity; guanyl-nucleotide exchange factor activity
Source: RefSeq, a predicted model, not a curated record